This is a messenger RNA of Phaedon cochleariae (mustard beetle), 2041 nucleotides long. Lineage: Eukaryota; Metazoa; Arthropoda; Insecta; Coleoptera; Chrysomelidae. The record is from the annotation of a GenBank genome assembly.
UCUCUGGCAAAUGGCCGCUCGUCUGCUGGUUCCUCUGUUGUUGAUAUUUCAUCAAUUUACACAAUUUUUUUACAAAAUUACCAUCCACCUCUAAGAGGAAAAAUAGGUUAACAAAUAAAUAACCUACAACUUCUCGACGACCGCCAAAACAAAUGCCCACUUCCGGUUGUUCGACAGCGGGAAGUUUGAAAUUCAAGGAUGAGCACUUUCGGCGGGAAAAUUCAAGAAUACCCCGAAAUCAGCGUCGACAGAUUCGACAAGGAAAAUGUACACUCUACAGCUUAUUUCUUGUCUCAUUGCCACACCGAUCAUAUGGUAGGGUUGAGUAAUUUUCAUUUUCAAGAACAAAUGGUAGAAAAAUUCAAAUACUUGUAUGCAUCACAAAUAACUUGUGUGAUUAUUAGCAAAAUGUAUCCUUAUAUCAAAAGGAACCUCAAAGAGCUUUCUUUAUAUAGCCCCACCACUAUUCAUCUCAAGAAAUGUGCUUUCUCUGUAACUCCAAUUCCUGCAGGGCACUGUCCUGGGUCAGUUAUGUUUCUUUUUGAAGGAGAAAAGUGUGUUUUGUACACAGGAGAUUACAGAAUCAAUAAGAAUGAUAUACCAAAAUUCAAGCCUUUUUAUGAUACCUUUGGUAGAAAAAAGGCUAUCCAUAAGAUGUAUUUGGAUACAACAUUUUUCUCUAGAAAAUAUCCAUAUUUUCCAAGACGAGAUGAAAGUCUAAGAGAAUUAUGCAAAAUUAUUAAAGAGUGGACACAAAGUGGGAAGCAGUUCAUCAUAAAGCUCAAUACCAGUGCAAAAUAUGGUUAUGAGUACCUUUUCAAUGAAAUUUGGAAACAAACAAAUAUGUCUAUUCAUGUAAGUGAAGAUGUAUACAAUUUUUACAUGCUUGUACCUGAAAUGGACAAAUCUGUUACUCUAGAUGGCUCUACAACACAGAUACAUUGCAAAUGUAACUAUCCAGAUAUUUGUGAUUUUAAGUUGGACAGUUUUGUCAAACCAAUAAAAAUAUCAGCUUUUCGCUGGACUGAAGAACAGUUAAAAGAAGGGUUAUCAAAUUGUGAGACUGAAACUCAUUAUGUCUGCUAUUCAACUCAUGCUUCUUAUGAAGAAGGAGUUCAUCUUAUAAGGUUCAUUAGGCCAAAAGAAAUUGAAGCUUGUGUAAAACAUGAUGAUCCUAAUUUCAAUAAAGAAAUGUUGAAGCUUAUUGAUGAUCUUUUGGAAGAAAUUAAUGAGAACCAAGUAGAUGAGAGGUUGACACCAAAGUUAUUUGAUGUUGAAGCAGUUGGGGGUAAGAAACCAAAGAGAAAAAAUACUUAUGAUAAGUCCUGUGAUUAUUUGAAUAUAAUGGAUUCACCACCUAGGCAAAUGAAUUUUGAUGAAAAUCUACAAGGUUUUGAUUCUGCUUGUCAGUUGGAAAGUAAAAAUUUUUCAAAAGGAAUAAAUAGUACUAACUACAAAACGGAAGAUAUUUCUAUUGUGAGUGAAAUUCUGUCUCCAGUAAGAAAUAUUGAGAUUACUAGCAACACUGAUGGAAAUGAAUUUUCAAUUGAAAAAAGUGAUGAACAUAGUGUGUUGUUAGAUUUUUUGGAAUCACCAUGUAGGAGUCAGAACCUGGAAAAUUUAGAGGCAGACAAACCAGAUUUCUUGAUUGAAGAUACAGAUGAAAGUUGUGAAAACAGCAUUUUGAUGAAUAUUAUUGAUUCAGGAUCAUCAGAUUUGGGAAUUUCAGAAAGAAAUGAAAACAUAUCUGAAGAAGCCAGUAUCAUUUUUAGUAUCAUUGGUGAUUAUCCACCCAAUAAGAGAAAGAAAUAAUGAUGAUUGAUAUAUUGGACUUUUAUAAACAUUUUAAAAUGGAGUUGCCAUAAUUUAUUUUCGGCGGCAACCUCUGUCUAAUUGUAAACUGUUAUCAAAUAUGAAAAUGUUGUAAAUUGAUAAUUUCAUAUAUUGAUUUUCGGUAUCUGUGAUAAUUUUUUAAUUGAAAGGAAAUAUUGUUGAAAUUUUAUAUUGUUUUAUAUUGGGACCAAAUAAAAAUAUAUUUAAU